GAUAAAACGAAUUAGUCUCAUGUAACCGGUGCCGUAGAUCCGUUUGUGGGGAGCUGAUGCGCAUUAGCGUAGUGCGUAUUUGGAACGGAUCGCUCAUGUAACCCCGGUAAAUGUGGGCGUUGAUGAAUGUGGGCAAGAUGUGCCACAUCCUUGGCCACAUCUAACUUCCGUUACAUAAGUGUGAGUCUGUUUCGUAUUUAUUGUGUUUUUUUUUUUUAUAUUCCGAGGUGUUGUUCUAGAUGAUGUCUUUCAGCAUUCAGUAGCUAUUGAAAGCUAACAAGCUACAUUGCAAAUGCUAGGUCACGUCGCAUGCUUUCAACUGGUUAGGUCGGGUCAAGAUUUUGAAACUACUUUCAAGUUACCGCUGCUGAAAUGUGGAUGAAGAGGCCUCAGCUGAAACAGAUUCUGAAUCUACAAAAAAGUCUGAAAACAUUUUUCUCUAGCGAUGCCCCAUUACCAAAACCAAACCUCAACUACCCAGGAGGAUCAAACAAAAUUGGUGCUUAUGGAUACUUCUUGCUCGUGAUACCUGUGUCAACGUUUGGUCUGGGGACAUGGCAGAUCUACCGGUGGCAGUGGAAGCUGGACCUCAUCAAGGACCUGCUGGAUAAGACCAAGGCCGACCCCGUCCACUUGCCAGAUGAUUUGUCGGAGCUGGCGGCGCUCGAGUACCGGCCAGUGCGCGUGCGCGGCAGCUACGACCACAGCCGGGAGAUGUACAUCGGACCGCGCUCGCUGAUCGUGUCUGGCGGCGACGAGGAGCUGGGCCGCAGCGGCCUGCUGUCGGCCGGACGCAGCGGCGUCCAGGUGGUCACUCCGUUUCGUGUGGCCGGCUCAGACACCGAGAUCCUGGUGAACCGCGGCUGGGUGCCCACCAAGAUGAUGGCGCCCUCCACCCGGCAGCAGGGCCAGAUCGAGGGCGAACACGACAUUGUGGGCGUGGUGCGGCGCACCGAGACGCGCUCCCAGUUCAUGCCGGCCAACUCCAGCACCACCAACAACAUGUUCCUCUACAGGGACAUUGGCCGGCUGGCGGGAGCAGCCGGCACCGCGCCCGUGUUCCUCGACCUGGCCGAGGGCAGCGCGCCGGCCGGCGCUCCGGCCGCCGGCCAGACGCGCGUCACACUGCGCAACGAGCACGUCUCCUACAUCGCUACCUGGUACUGUCUGAGCGCCUUUACGGCCGUCAUGUGGUGGCGCCGCUUCGUCUCGCUGCCGCGAAUCCGCUCCGAGGCGCUCCGGAGCGUCCGCUAGCCGGCGCACGGCUCGCUGGGUUUUGCUGCCGUCUGCAGAGUGACCAACUGCGGCGCAGCACUGGCAGUUGGUCGGAGCGUCCGCUAGACGGCGCACGGCUCGCUGGGUUUUGCUGCCGUCUGCAGAGUGACCAACUGCUGCGCAGCACUGGCAGUUGGUCGGAGCGUCCGCUAGACGGCGCACGGCUCGCUGGGUUUUGCUGCCGUCUGCAGAGCGACCAACUGCUGCGCAGCACUGGCAGUUGGUCGGAGCGUCCGCUAGACGGCGCACGGCUCGCUGGGUUUUGCUGCCGUCUGCAGAGUGACCAACUGCGGCGCAGCACUAGCAGUCGGUGUCAGUUUUUUUUUGUGCACCUGUGCUGCCGAUUAUCUGAUAGUGAAUAUACAGACCAUUGUCCAUUCGUAUGGCCAUAUUGGAUAUUUCCAA
Amphibalanus amphitrite is the source of this 1680-nucleotide messenger RNA. It is a transcript of the gene Surf1, whose product is annotated as surfeit locus protein 1-like. Bases 373 to 1254 code for a protein of 293 amino acids. Lineage: Eukaryota; Metazoa; Arthropoda; Thecostraca; Balanomorpha; Balanidae. Gene Ontology annotation, biological process: mitochondrial respiratory chain complex IV assembly. Gene Ontology annotation, cellular component: membrane; mitochondrion. The record is from RefSeq and is a predicted model, not a curated record. The transcript is spliced from 6 exons.